Molecule: messenger RNA, 2006 nt
Organism: Kogia breviceps (pygmy sperm whale)
Lineage: Eukaryota; Metazoa; Chordata; Mammalia; Artiodactyla; Physeteridae
Source: RefSeq, a predicted model, not a curated record
AUGGAGGAGGAGCUGGCGUGGGAGACCCAGGGCCUGCUUCCUCUGGAGAGGCAGCUCCAUGAGGCUGCCCGCCGUAACCACGUUGGGAGGAUGCUGAUGGGGAGGAGAGUACACAUCAGGGCCAGAAAUCACGUAGGCAGGGUGGCCCUGCACCGGGCUGCGGGCGCAGGGCACGAGCAGGCUGUGCGGCUGCUCUUAGAACGUGAAGCUGCUGUGGAUGAUGCAGAUGCGGUACGGGUCCCCUCACGCAGGCAUGUCUGUUUUGGGAUGAUUGUGCUUCUCCUGUCUGCCUGGUUCAGCCACUUACGGAUCCUCCAGAUCCUGGUCAACUCCGGGGCCAAGAUCCACUGUAAGAACAAGGACAACCUGACCUUACUGCACUGCGCAGCCCAAAAAGGCCACGUGCCAGUGCUGGCGUUCAUAACAGAGGACCUGGAGGACGUGGCCCUGGACCACGCUGACAAGCUGGGAAGGACAGUGUUUCAUUGGGCUGCAGAGCACGGACAGCUGGGUUCUCUGGACUUCCUUGUGGGCUCUGGCUGUGACCACAGUGUCAAAGACAAGGAGGGGAACACAACCCUUCACCCGGCCGCCUGCUGUGGCCACCUGGCUGUGCUGCAGUGACUCAUGGACGUCAGGCUGGACCUGGAAGAGUGGAAUGUGGAAGGUCUGACUGCCCUGCACGCAGCUGCUGAAGGGAUCCACCCCGACUGUGUGCAGCUCCUCCUCAGGGCCGGGAGUAGCGCGAACGCCCUCACCCAGAAAAAGCAGAGCUGCUUCCACUACGCAGCCCUCUGUGGCUCUGAGGACAUGGCCUGGGCCCUUGUCCAUGCAGGAGGCAGCACUGAUCAUCAGGGCGCCUCUCCUGUGCACAUCACCGUGAGGCACAACUUCCCCCUCCUAGUGCAGCUCCUCAUCGACAGCGGCAAUGACCUGGACGCGUUGACAAUGUAAGCAGCAGAUAUCCCUCACCUUGCCACCGAGCAUGCCUGGCAGGACAUAGUGGAUAUUCUCCUCAUUGCUGGGGUUAACUUAAACCUGAGAUAAGGUACCUCUCAAGGAAAAACCGCCUUGCCAGUGGCUGCCCACAUCAACUGUGUCAGCCUGGUGGACAUGAUCAUAAAAGCCGAUCGCUUCUACAGGUGGGAGAAGGGUACUGAGACUCUGGACCUCUGUGACCCCUCUGGGAAGAGCUUGACCUUUAAGCAGCACCAUUGGCAGGAAACGCAGCAGCUCCGCUCUGUGCUGUGGUGACUGGCCUCCAGGUACCUGCAGCCCCACGAGUGGAAGAAGCUGGCGUAUUGCUGGGAGUUCACCGAGGCCCACGUCCACGCACUCGAGCAACAGUGGACAGGCACCAAGGGCUACCAGGAGCACGGGCCCCUCACAGCCAGUGAGAACCUCAGCAGAGCGCUAUUCAAAGCCCUCGUCGCCAUUGGGUGGAGGGACCUGGCUGUCUCAGAAAACUGGAUCCGGUUGUAUACAGGGAGGCGAUGGGGAGAGAAGGCGUGAGGCAAGCGUGUGCAGAGGGAUGCCUGUGCCCAGGAAGAAGCCCAAAGGGUUAGAUGAUACAAAUCAGGUGAGUAGGAGGCAGUAGGAGAAAGUGGAAAGAGGAGGUCCUUGAAGUCAGAGCCCGUUUUAGUACCAACCUGCUCAGCUGAUGACCUUGGGCAAUCUCUUAACCUCUCUGAGCUACGGUUUACAUGCUAAACGGGCAGGGAGGUGGUGGGACUGAACGGAGGUGAUGCAGGUAAAGCAACGAGCGCGGCCUUGGCACCGCGGGGCGCCCGGUGGCACUCAGAGCGCGGAAAGAGUCGGGCGUGUAGACCGGACGGGACCAGGCGGGCGCCCAAGGGCUGACCGUGUACCUUCCGGGCGCCCGGAGACGCCGAGAUCUGGGCCUACACCCCUCCGGCGCAGCUGCUUUCCUCGACUAGGAGUCCAAACACUCGAGGCCGGCUGCAGUGGCUCCACAGCCGCGUCCUCGACACCCGGGCCUCCCAAUC